This is a messenger RNA of Cladocopium goreaui, 1944 nucleotides long. The record is from the annotation of a GenBank genome assembly. NCBI's taxonomy places the organism in Eukaryota, Dinophyceae, Suessiales, Symbiodiniaceae.
GAUUGGGGCUGCGGGGGGGUCUUUGCAGCCGCCACCAAGGCGGCCAUGCUCCGGGCACUUCUUGGAGCCGUGGCCGUGGCCGUGGUGGCCGGGGCCCAGGCGGCGAAAGGAUCUCCUCUGAUUCAGGCUCUAGAGAGCGCUCCGGCGGAGGAUGAAGCCCGAUCCAUUCUCGAGCCUCAUUUGCAGGACAUGAAAUCCAUGGAAAAAGAGGCGGUUGAGCUGGUCGUGAUGCGACAGUGGUGGGCGUUGGCCAGAGAAAUCGUGUCCAAGUCCCAUGAGCAAAAGGUGGAUCUCUCCUUCUCGGUUAGAAAAGCUGUCCGAAGUCUGAAGGACGAGGCAGAUGAGCUCCUGCGGACGUUGAAUCCCAACUAUGGCAUGGCUCAGCAGGUGUCACCGGCCUUUCAGUGGGCUCAGAAUGACACCUCCAUUUUCUUGACCAUUAAGUACACGGUACGAUGGAAUGCACCAGGGGCUUUGGAGGUCACGGAUCCGUCGGUGAACAUGACCGGGAACGUCUUCAACUUCUCCGGCCUUGGCAAGCAUUCCAACAACAAGUACAAAUAUUUCCUUUCCAUCAACCUCUUUGACAACAUCGAGGCCCAACUUUCGAGUUGGAGUGCUGCAUCGGUUGGUAAACUCAGUGUGACACUUCGCAAACGAUGGGCGAGGAAAUGGCCGAGACUUCUCGGCGAUAAGAAGACCAAGGUGAAUAACAUGCACCUGUGGAUGGAGAUGCAGGAGAAGUUGGACGGAAGUCUCAGUGGCUUCAGCAGCGUGUCCAAUUCGCCAGUGACCUGCGCGGCAGGUGGCAAGCUGUACUGCGUCGCCACCGACACCUGCAAGAAGUCGGAAAAUUGUUCUCAAUGCCCUGGCAAGACUGAAGCCAACGAGGAGGCUCACCUCUGUGCAGGCAAACCCUCCGAAAAGGCAUCCUUGAGCUUUCAGGAUGCCGAUAUGGAUGAGCACCAGCUGAGUGGUGAAGUGAAGAUCCACAAGGCUCGAAAUGACUUUGACGUGGACACUUAUGCCGUCUAUUGGGGCAAGAGCGACUUUGCCAAGCUGGAGACUUCGCAGGGGGAAGAAAUGCUGCUUGGAGAGGUCAGUGCUCUCAGCAAUGAUCUAGACCUGCAAAUCCCGCAGAAUAGCCCAAUUCCAGAGGGUGCCACACACCUUCUCGUCUUCUCCCGAAAUGAGUACGGCGAGUACUCUUCACCGGGAUCCUUGUUGCUCAGAGACGCGGCUUUGCCAAAGGCGAAGCCAAGUGGCCUCAGCUUCGAAGACGAGGAUGGCGGGAAAGACUUGGUGAAGGGCCGCAUUACUAUUCUUAGAGCAGCAGAUGAAGAGAAGAUCUCCGAGUAUUCGCUGCAUUGGGGUCGUUCUCCGACCAGGAAGACGACUCAAAACUCCUUCAUUAGCACUGUGAAAAAAGAGGAAGGCAAAGACGUGUCGUAUUGGCUCUCCUCCCAGAAGCCGCCAGAUGGUGCCACGCAUCUUCUGGCCUUUUCCAAGAAUGACUUUGGAGAGCUCCCCUCGCCGGUGAGCUUUCAGGUGGUGGACAAGACCAAGCCAUGCGUUUCGCGUGGUGAGGACAGUUGUCCCCAAGGAGUGCAGGUCACUGUAGAUGAGAACCCUGAGCCAAAGCAGGCCAAGGUCAAGGUGACCGUGACUCCCGCAAAAUCAGAGGAGAAAAUCGAGAAAUAUAGGAUCUUCUGGGGCAAAAAGUCCUGUGGCGACGAUGUCUCGAGCAGCUCUAAGAAUGGCCACAUCAGAGAUGUGCGAAAAGAAGAGCCACUAGAGGUAGAGCUUGCUGGUCCUGUUCCUGAAGGUAGCGGCCACAUUUUGGUCUUUUCCAGUUCGCCCAACCUUGGCGAAUCAGAUUUUUGCGUGUCAGCCCCUUUUCAGGACGACCAGUCAGCACCAAAAGCAGAGAAGGAACUCUAAAGG